UAACCUCUAAUAUUUACACUAUUAUUUAUGUGUGUAAUGUAUGACUAAAUUAACUCAUGUUUUCUUGAAAUGUUAUUUAAAUUAUGAAUAUUGUCAUAUAUUUUGUGAGAUAUUGACUAAAUAUGAAUAAAUGUUAGAAUUAAUUAAUUCCAGCAUGAGACUGGAAUUUGUUUUGGUUAAUAAUUAUUAAGCUAAAAUGGUAUUUUGAAAUUGUUUAAACAUAUAUUUAAUAUAAUUUAAUAUAAUAUUAUUCUUACACAUUUAAGUUUGUUAUUCCCCAUUCAUUCUUCUAUAAUUGUUUAAUUUAUCAUGAUUCCAUUAUUUAUUUACAUUUAUUUUAAAUAUUAAUAUAAUUCCUAACAUGGUUUUUUAUUUUCCCCCUCCAAAAUCUUCAGAUCAAGUGAAGAAUCUUUUUUUUACUGGAAGUCACUCAAAAGACCUUGCUAAACUGAUAACUUCCAAACUUGGUUAUCAAUUGACUGAUUUUAAACUUUCUAGAUUUGCAGAUGGUGAAAUAAGCUUGGAUAUGGGCGAUGAUUUGUUCAAUUCAAACGUUGUGAUUCUUUACUCCACGCAGCCACCUGUAAAUGAUUCCCUUAUGGAGCUUUUGCUCAUGGUUUCUACUGCCAAAAGGGCAGGUGCCAGUACUAUCACAGCUGUUGUACCAUAUUUAUGUUAUUCAAGGCAGACUGAUAAACACACUAAGGGCUCUCCCAUUUCAUCAGCUGAUGUUGCUCUCCUUCUGCAGGCAGUUGGACUUCAAAGGCUAAUCACUCUGGAUAUUCACUCGGUCGUUUGUUCUGGCUUUUAUAAUGACACUUUAUUUGAAUCGCAUUUAGUACACUCAGUUGCUGUAAAAUAUUUUUUGGAUUUAAAGUUAACCAAUGUAGUAGUAGUAGCUCCUGAUGCUGGAGCACAAAAACGGGCUCUUAAUUUCACACAAGACUACAAUGCUGUUCUAAAGGAUAAGCCCGAAUUAAUGGCGACAACGGCACUGGUUUAUAAAACAAGAUCAGAAGCCAACAAGGUUGAUUCUGUUUAUAUAAGUGGAUCAGUAGAUGGGAUGAACGUAAUCUUAGUUGAUGACAUGAUAGAUACCGCUGGAACAAUAGUUAAAGGAGCUGACCUAUUGAAGGAAAGAGGAGCACUAAAAGUUUAUGCUUUUGUUACACAUGGACUUUUCUCAGGCCCCGCCAUGGAUAGAAUUAACAAUUCUCAUUUUGAGAAGGUGGUCGUCACAAACUCUAUAAAACAGCCCGAAACAGUAAUGAAGUCUCCUAAAGUAGAAGUAUUAGAUACUUCAGAAUUCUUAGCAAAUUUGCUAAAGAACCAUUUAUAAUAUAAUUUUUAAAAAGAA
Messenger RNA from Theileria parva strain Muguga, 1357 nucleotides. It is a transcript of the gene PRPS2, whose product is annotated as ribose-phosphate diphosphokinase family protein. The coding region runs from base 362 to 1339 and encodes 325 amino acids. Gene Ontology annotation, biological process: 5-phosphoribose 1-diphosphate biosynthetic process; purine nucleotide biosynthetic process. Gene Ontology annotation, molecular function: magnesium ion binding; ribose phosphate diphosphokinase activity. Lineage: Eukaryota; Apicomplexa; Aconoidasida; Piroplasmida; Theileriidae. The record is from RefSeq and is a predicted model, not a curated record. Gene Ontology annotation, cellular component: cytoplasm; ribose phosphate diphosphokinase complex. The transcript has 2 exons.